AUGGGAUCCAGCUGGCCUACUACUAAUAUAAUCCCUCCACCACUGCUUAGCAGAGCCAGUGAUCUGCUAUACCAGCGUCUGAGGCUGGGUUCAUCUUCUAGACCUGUAGUUCGUGGAGGGCAUUUUGGUCAUUCAGGUUCCUCUCAUCAGCCUGCGUCUCGUAGGGGCUGUUUUGAGUGUGGUGAUAUGGGACACUUUGUGAGAGACUGCCCUAGGACCAGACGUGGUGGCUUACAUCAGGGUUCUCAGGCUUCGACUUCCAGGGCUGCACAACCUCCAGCUAGGGGUGGUGCACAGAAUGGUAGAGGUGGUUCUCAUUCAGGUAGAGGUGGUUCUCCUUCUGGUCGAGGCUUUUGCACACCUCAACUAACUCCACAAGAUACCUAUCGUCGCACCAGUAAUAAAAAACAUAUGAGAGCUGGUCAAACCUGA
Molecule: messenger RNA, 432 nt
Organism: Solanum pennellii
Lineage: Eukaryota; Viridiplantae; Streptophyta; Magnoliopsida; Solanales; Solanaceae
Product: serine/arginine-rich splicing factor RSZ21A-like
Exons: 3
Coding region: 1-432 (143 amino acids)
Molecular function (GO): nucleic acid binding; zinc ion binding
Source: RefSeq, a predicted model, not a curated record